AUUGCCACGCGUUCUUCCAUGGCCCAAUCACCUCGCUUCCUCUCUCUCUCUCUCUAGCUUCUGUAAACUUCUUUCCCUCUCUCUUAAUGUUCUUCUGGAUCAGGUGGGUGUUCCCUAAAUUCAUCUGAAAUUUCACAUUUCAAUCGAAUGCUCCCCCUGCCGCCGCUGCCGCUGCCGCCAAUUUCAAGCGGUUGCGGUUGUGGGAGAGCUUAACGAGCGGGUUGGGAUUGGGAUUUAUUCUUCCUUCUUCUUUUCCCUCUGUACGCACCCAUGUCUCCCGUCAAGUUAAUUUCUUCUGGAGAAGGAAACUUUUCUAGCACAAUGGCGGAGAACGGUUUUCCGAAUGCAACUUCCCUGUUGAACUCUGAGAAGGCGGUCCAGGAGCUUCUUCAACGGUCGCCAUUAAUGGAGACUGAUGAGCAUCUUAUUGAGUUUUCAGAGGCUUUGAGAACUGUUGCAAAAGCAUUAAGAAGGGCAGCUGAAGGAAAGGCUGCUGCACAAGCUGAGGCGGCUGAAUGGAAGCGCAAAUUUGAACUGGAGAGGACAAGGAAUCUUCAACUUGAACAUAAAGGGCAGCCACCUGCAGAACGCAACGGUUAUGAUAGUAAGAGAUCAAACAAUCUAACCCCACAAGCCACCGAGCAAUCAGACUGGUGUUGUGGAUCAAAUGGAAUAUGUUCUCAUGAAGUUCUUCAAGAUGGGGACGUCGAUUCUGUUUCUCAAAAGGGGUCCGGAAAAUAUACUCGAAAGGCACCAUUUGAACUUUCAUGGGGCUGCGAUGGCGAGCAUAGUGAUCGACACAAGCACGAUGUUGUCUCCUUUGAAAAAGGAAACAUAACAACUGCAGAGCGUAGCAGUAGACAGAUCUUUUUGAAGUGGGAAUCGCAACCUCAGACUGUGCUUAUAUUGACCAAACCAAACUCAGUAUCAGUUCGAAUUCUUUGUUUUGAGAUGAUCAGAUGGUUGAGAGAGCAUAAAGGUCUUCACAUUUACGUUGAACCACGCGUCAAAAAUGAGCUUCUGACAGAGUCAGACUACUAUGAUUUUGUCCGGACAUGGAAAGAUGACGAGGAAAUUUUGCUUCUGCACACGAAAGUUGAUCUUGUGGUUACUCUUGGUGGAGAUGGAACAGUGCUCUGGGCAGCAUCAAUGUUUAAAGGACCAGUUCCUCCUCUUGUUCCAUUUUCUUUAGGGUCUCUGGGUUUUAUGACUCCUUUUCACAGUGAGCAUUACAGAGAAUGUUUGGAUUCAGUUCUAAAGGGUCCAAUUAGUAUCACAUUGCGACACCGACUGCAGUGCCAUGUUAUUCGAGAUGCAGCAAGAAAUGAAUAUGAAACGGAAGAACCGAUACUCGUGCUGAAUGAGGUUACAAUUGAUCGUGGAAUGUCGUCAUACCUUACGAAUCUGGAAUGUUAUUGUGACCGUUCCUUUGUAACUUGUGUCCAAGGGGAUGGUCUGAUUCUUUCAACUACUUCGGGCAGCACAGCGUACUCAUUGGCUGCUGGAGGAUCGAUGGUUCAUCCUCAGGUUCCCGGCAUUCUAUUUACUCCGAUAUGCCCGCACUCCUUGUCUUUUCGGCCCUUGAUAUUUCCCGAAUACGUAACGAUACGCAUACAAGUACCUUUCAAUAGCAAGGGGCAUGCAUGGGCAUCUUUUGAUGGAAAGGGCAGGAAGGAAUUGGGUGCAGGAGAUGCACUUGUAUGCAGCAUGGCACCUUGGCCAGUGCCUACAGCGUGCCAGGUCGACUCGACAAACGACUUCUUGCACAGCAUUCAUGAUGGCCUUCACUGGAAUUUAAGAAAGAAGCAGUCUUCCGAUGGACCUCGAGACACAUGAACGGAUCAGGUAGCUUCUUUAACUCCUCGAUAGGACGCAGUUGAUCUGCUGCAACAUAUCCUGAUUCUGCCUCAAAAACGAAUAGAUGUAGUAGAGGGGAAAAAGGAGAAAUAAAAUCACUGAAUAACAGUAGUUUUCUUCCAUAGUAUUUAUGGUUUAAGCUCAAGGCUCAAGCUGAUGUGAGCCCAUAUCCUAAUAAGUUGCAUUAUAGAAUCAGUGCUGACAAGUUUUUGAAUAGUAAGGAAUAGCUCAUUUUAAUCUUACUAUGUUCUUAGUAU
Molecule: messenger RNA, 2114 nt
Organism: Cucurbita maxima (winter squash)
Lineage: Eukaryota; Viridiplantae; Streptophyta; Magnoliopsida; Cucurbitales; Cucurbitaceae
Product: NAD(H) kinase 1-like
Exons: 11
Coding region: 271-1836 (521 amino acids)
Biological process (GO): NAD+ metabolic process; NADP+ biosynthetic process
Molecular function (GO): NAD+ kinase activity
Source: RefSeq, a predicted model, not a curated record